UAUUUUGCUAAUGUAAGUAACUGCAGAAAAAAUUUGUACUUUUUCGAAUCCUCUUUCAUCUCCACAUGAAGUCAAUGGAUCAAUUUAUAUGGUAUCUGAGAAUGGAGACAUUUUAAUAAUGACUAAUGAACUUAAAAUUGACACUAGAAUGGGAGGACAACCAUCUUCAAUUACAAUAGAAAGGGAUCAUACAGUUAUUUAUAUUGCUGAUAUGGCACAUCAAGCUAUUACAUAUAAGCAAUUAAAUUAGCUUUAAUAAUAAUCUAAUAUAAAUUAAGAAGCAGCAAAAGAUUUUGUUACAGAGUAUGAGGGAAUGCCAUUCUUAGGUCCUAAUUAAGUUAUCAUAUCAUAUAUAAAUAUAAGUAAUAAUAAAUAAUUUAUAAUUAGAUGCAAUCUAUUUUACAGAUUCAGGUCCUUUUGGGGAAACAAGUGUUGAAAAUCCAAUUGGAUCAGUUUUUAUGGUUGAUUUGGAUGGUCAAGAAAUUAAACCAACUGCAUUAGCAUAUAGAUGUUUAGCUCAUCCAAGUGGUUUAGCUUUAAGUCACGAUGAAAAAAAUUUAUUUGUUAGCGAAACAUGUGAGAAUCGUAUCAUAAGAUUUGUACUUACAAGUUCUGGAAUCUAUGCUUUUAGGUAUAAUUUAUAUUAUUAUCAAGUGUUUAUCAUCAAUUUUCAGGUAGAUUUGGACCAACUGCUCUUGUUAUUUCUUAAUCAGAUUUUCUUUAUGUUGCUCGAUUUGAAUUUUCAAUAGGAAAUGAUCAUGAUAUGGGUUUGAUAUCUGUUUUGAAUCCUUAAGGCUAAUUGUUAGAAAAUAUUCUUAUUCCUGGAAGCCCAGAAAUCACUGGAAUGUGUUUUUCUGUAAUUAAACCAACAUUUUUAUAUUUGACAGAUAAUUCUAAUGGUUAUAACCGUUUACUUAAAUGUGUUAUUCCUUUAGAAGAUAAAGAUGAAGAAAAGAAAAAGAAAGACAAAGACUCUUAUAAGGUUAAAUGAUUUAUUUAAUUAAUUAUUUAUUUUUAUU
Paramecium sonneborni is the source of this 1019-nucleotide messenger RNA. Lineage: Eukaryota; Ciliophora; Oligohymenophorea; Peniculida; Parameciidae. The record is from the annotation of a GenBank genome assembly.